AUGGAUCUUGGUCCGAAUAGUUUUGCCUCGCAACAGCAAAAUAUUGAUUCUGCUGCAUUUAUCAUCAAGCGGGAACCCGAAAAAACGUUUACGUUAGUGGAAGCAACAGCAACUGCCAGUGCUUUAGCAGAUAUAUCAGCUAUAAUAUCGCAACAAUUUACCAGUCAAAGUGACAAUUCUGAAGAUGGAACGAUCCGUGACACGGAUCAUCCAUGUUGGGAUUACAUGCAUAAAUCUGAAGAUUUGGAUUCUAUGGUUUGUCGUGUUUGUACACAACGUAUCAAACCGAUCGAUAUUCAAAAGGCCAUGGAACAUUUUAUAAACUGUCAUCCGCAAAUCGCUGCCGAGUUUGAACAGUCGUGGCAGAUGAAAUUACAAUUAAAAUCGUCGGCUAAUCGAUCAGUUGAUGAACCGUUAUCGUCAAAGGAAGGUUCCGAAAGACGAGGGGGUCAUGGAACUGAACAUCCAUGUUGGCGCUAUUUCACCCGCAAUCGAAAAAGUGCUGAUUGCAGGAUGUGCGGUACACAUGUUGCCUAUGCUUGCUCUGGAAAUUUGAUGAGGCAUCUGAGAUCAAGGCAUAUCUCUGAAUCCGUAAUCACUCAAAAAGAAUGGGAAGAAAUUCAAAAAAGGAAAAAACAACUGUGUGAACUAAGGAUGAUGGCUACUGCAAAUGCUUGUGGUUCGGAAGAGCAGCCUCACUCAAACGCUGUUUCGUAUGCGUAUGUUGACGAAGAACAGGAUGGAAGCAUAGCUGGAGCUGGGGAAGAUUAUGAUGGAAUUGUUGAAAGUGAUGAGCAGAGGUACAGGAAAGAAAGCAGUAUUUCCUCAUCAAUUGCAAGUGAUGUAAAAGUGAACGGAGGUAAUGAUUCUACUAUCAGGAAUGCGCAGACAUUUAUUGGAGCGCAUAAUCCAUCUUUUGAAGGGAUAUCUCCGAAACAGCAGCAAAAUUCGGGUUCUUUGUCAGGAGGUGGUCGUUCCCGGGCUUUUAAUACUGGAAGAAAUGCAGCCUUUCAGAAACGUAUAAAUUCUUUUGUUAACGGACUCGGGGAGGAAUUGUCGUCAUUUCCAAUGCAGAAGUCACUGGUCUGCAUGCGGCGAAUCAGGAAAUUCAUGGAUGAACAGUUGCUCGAAUUGGAUGAAGUUUCUCAAAUUUUCGACGAUGAUGCUGGGAUAUUAUGA
Acanthocheilonema viteae is the source of this 1179-nucleotide messenger RNA. NCBI's taxonomy places the organism in Eukaryota, Metazoa, Nematoda, Chromadorea, Rhabditida, Onchocercidae. The record is from the annotation of a GenBank genome assembly.